Dicentrarchus labrax (European seabass) is the source of this 8587-nucleotide messenger RNA. RefSeq names its product protocadherin 17 (gene pcdh17). Lineage: Eukaryota; Metazoa; Chordata; Actinopteri; Moronidae. Gene Ontology annotation, biological process: homophilic cell-cell adhesion. The transcript is spliced from 5 exons. The coding region runs from base 1014 to 4439 and encodes 1141 amino acids. Gene Ontology annotation, cellular component: plasma membrane. Gene Ontology annotation, molecular function: calcium ion binding. The record is from RefSeq and is a predicted model, not a curated record.
CCAUGCGGUGUCCAGAGUUCAGUCAGUGAGAGGAAGCGUUCAAUGUGCUUAGGGCUGUUUUACGUGCAGAAAAUACUAAAUAACGACAGUGCGCAUAUAUUCAAGAAAAUCACCAUUUUUUCUGACUACUACAGAGAGACUUGCGCCAGAAUGCGGGGUUGUUGCUGACCACCUCCUCAGCAGCUGUCUCUCUUUUUCUGUGUGUGGACUUUGACGGGUGGGGGGGUGUACGGCGGACAAGGACAAAAUGCCACAACGGGAAUCAGUCACUCAGCGCUGUUUCGGACGGGUUGAAAAAAAAACACUGAUCGCCUUUUAAAAUAUCCACUUUGGAUCUACCUUUCUACACAUCUGGAUUUUUUCCCCCCCUCUCCACAUAGAGUAUUUCUUAGAACAGUUUUCCUUCCUGAAGAACGGUGACUCACUGCAGGCAGAAGGCGAGCCGCUGCAUCCUAAUCAGACAGCGGAGAGGACUUCAGCUCAUUGACAUUACAGUCAUACUUUUCUGGAGCACUUUUUUUUAUUUCCACUGCGCUGCACUGUAGCCUGCGUGUGCAUCGGAGGCUUGUGGCGUUUUUCCUGCACAGAGAAGGGAGAGAGGAUACGGGUGGUACCUACUGAAGUGGCUUGGGGAUGAAAGUCUCCCUGAACCCUGCUGGAACUGACUGUUUUGAAUUUCACAGUUAUGUUUUUUGGACUAUUGCAGCAGUUUCUUUUGGUUGUAUGAGUGAACACUUACAAUGACUAUUCUGUUUGGAGACUGGAUUGCGAUUAUUGCUCAGAUGAGUCUGGGCGCUCAGCUGAAUAUAAAUUAGGUGUUCGGCACUACAGAUUGCUGGAAGAGGCAGAGGAAGAGAGAGACAAUCCACAAAGACAAAUGCCAAGGCCUCACAUGAUGAACAGAACUCUUUAUUUGAUCCAGAAUAAUAGAAAUACCAAAUUUGAACAAAAUAUCAACAGGUCAAAGGAGGAGUAAACACAACACCGUUUAUUGAAGCUUUUACGGAGUGGGGAUGUAUCUUUCUAUUUUCUUUUUCCUCCUCUUAUGGGCUCAAGCCCUGACAUUGAAAAACUUAAAUUACUCUGUCCCGGAAGAACAGGGUCCGGGGACAGUGAUUGGGAACAUUGCCAAAGAUGCUAGACUCGGACUCGAACAAGUUGGACAGGCAGGACAGGGUAAGAAAGCCAACUUCAGGGUGCUGGAGAACUCCGCUCCGCAUCUCAUAGACGUGGACCCCCAAAGUGGACUGUUGUACACAAAGCAGCGAAUUGACAGGGAAACAUUGUGUAAGAGAAACCCCAAGUGCCAGCUCUCUAUGGAGGUUUUUGCCAAUGACAAAGAAAUCUGCAUGAUCAAAAUAGAUAUUCAGGACAUUAAUGACAACUCACCCACUUUCCCCUCUGAUCAGAUUGAUAUUGACAUUUCGGAAAACGCAGUGCCAGGGACCCGCUUUCCCCUGACCAGCGCGCAUGACCCAGAUGCAGGGGAAAACGGCCUGAAAACCUAUCAAAUAACACGCGACGACUACAAUCUCUUUUCUUUGGAGGUAAAGUCCCGUGGGGACGGAACUAAAUUCCCAGAAUUAGUUAUUCAACGACCAUUGGACCGAGAAGAACGAAGCCAUCACACCCUUAUUUUGUCAGCCACUGAUGGAGGGGAAUAUCCUAGGUCAGGUACCAUGCAGAUAAAUGUCAAAGUUAUUGAUUCUAAUGAUAACAGCCCUGUGUUUGAUCAGGCCUCAUAUGUUGUGGAAAUUCCUGAAAAUUCACCUCCUGGUAAAGUUCUGAUCGACUUAAAUGCUACUGAUCCUGAUGAGGGUAACAAUGGACAAGUAGUCUAUUCUUUUAGUGGCUAUGCCCCAGAGAGAAUCCGGGAGCUCUUCUCCAUAGAUUCAAGAACAGGGGUCAUAAAGAUUCAGGGCGAAAUUGACUACGAAGAAAGCCCAGUUAUUGAGAUUGACGUCCAGGCAAAGGAUCUAGGUCCCAAUCCAAUCCCAGGCCAUUGUAAAGUCACUGUUAAAGUGCUUGACAGGAAUGACAACUGGCCGUCUAUAGGCUUUGUGUCUGUGAGACAGGGAGCCAUCAGUGAGGCAGCACCUCCAGGCACUGUCAUUGCUCUGGUCCGUGUCACAGACAAGGAUUCAGGCAGGAAUGGGCAGCUUCAGUGUAGAGUACUGGGUAGUGUCCCUUUUAAACUUGAGGAGAACUAUGAUAACUUCUAUACAGUGGUGACAGACAGGCCCUUGGACAGAGAGGUACAGGAUGAGUACAAUGUCACUAUUGUUGCCAAAGACAAUGGAAUUCCUCCUCUUAACUCCACAAAAUCCUUCACUGUAAAGAUUCUGGAUGAGAAUGACAAUGUUCCUCGCUUUACUAAGUCAGUUUACCUUCUUCAAAUACCUGAGAACAAUAUCCCAGGGGAGUACCUAGGAUCAGUUCUGGCACAUGACCCAGACCUUGGCCAGAAUGGCACAGUGUACUACAGCAUAAUCAACUCCAAUGUGAGUGGCGGUGAUGUCAACACUUAUGUCAAUGUGAACGCUGCUAAUGGAGCAAUCUAUGCUGUGCGAUCUUUUAACUAUGAGCAAAUUAAGUAUUUUGACUUCAAGGUUCUUGCUAAAGAUGCUGGAUCUCCACACCUGGAGAGCAAUGCUACAGUGCGCAUCAGUGUUCUGGAUGUCAAUGACAACAUCCCUGUCAUAGUUCUGCCCCUACUCCUAAAUGACACGGCUGAAAUCCAUGUGCCGCGUAAUGUUGGGGUUGGCUACAUUGUCACCACAGUGAGGGCAGUGGACAAUGACUAUGGUGAGAGUGGAAGGCUCACCUAUGAGAUCUCAGAUGGCAAUGAGGAGCACCUCUUUGAGAUUGAUCCAGUCACUGGGGAGGUGCGAACAGCCCACCCAUUCUGGGAUGAUGUAAGCCCCAUUGUGGAGCUGAUCAUCCGAGUAUCGGACCACGGCAAACCAACCCUCACUGCUGCCGCCAGGCUCAUCAUCAAGGCCUCUGACGGACGUCCUCCUGAUGGACUGCCACGCACGAAGGACAAUCAGAACUGGGACAUGUCCCUGCCUCUUAUUGUAACUCUAAGCAUCAUAUCUAUCAUGCUUCUGGCUGCCAUGGUGACCAUAGCGAUCAAGUGCAAGCGGGAAAACAAGGAGAUUCGUACCUAUAAUUGUCGCAUUGCAGAAUACUCUCACCCUCAGCUGGGAAAAGGCAAGAAGAAGAAGAUUAACAAGAACGACAUCAUGCUGGUGCAAAGCGAGGUGGAAGAGCGGGAUGCCAUGAAUGUGAUGAAUGUGGUAAGCAGCCCUUCCUUGGCCACCUCUCCCAUGUACUUUGACUACCAGACACGCCUGCCACUCAGCUCACCAAGGUCAGAGGUCAUGUACCUCAAGCCCACUGCCAAUAACCUCAGCGUGCCCCAAGGCCACGUGGGAUGCCACACCAGCUUCACAGGCCCAGUCACCAGCACUACAGACACACCUACUAACCGCAUGUCCAUAAUACAGACGGACAAUUUUCCCACUGAGCCUAAUUAUAUGGGUAGCAGACAACAGUUUGUUCAAAGUAGUUCGACAUUCAAAGACCCCGAGCGAGCAAGCCUCAGAGACAGUGGUCAUGGUGACAGCGACCAGGCUGACAGCGACCAGGACACCAACAAAGGCUCCUGCUGUGAUAUGUCUGCUAAAGAAGCCCUCAAGUUGAAGGCUACAGGCGUGAAACCACCACCUUUGGAGCAAGAUGAGGAUUGUGUGAAUUGUACGGAGGAGUGCCGAGUACUGGGUCAUUCUGACCGCUGCUGGAUGCCCCAGUUCCCUGCUGGAGGAAACCAGGCAGAGGGUGUCGAUUACCGCAACAAUAUGUUUGUUCCAGCGGGGAUGGAGACUGUGCCCGAGAUGGAGACCUACGAGACUGUCAACCCCAAUGGCAAGAAGACGUUCUGUACUUUUGGAAAAGAGAGGCGUGACCACACCAUCCUGGUUGCCAAUGUUAAGCCCUACUUGAAGGCGAAACGUGCCCUCAGUCCACUGCUCCAAGAGGUACCCUCAGCUUCCAGCAGUCCUACCAAGGGCUGCUCCACCAUGUCUCCCUGCUCCUCAGUCAAAAGCCCAGCUGAUGGGGCUGAAGGCAAACCUCCUCCUGCCACCUGCUCCGGCCACUACGGACCUCCUGAUGGUCAGUACCUGUCACCAACCAAACAAACCAGAGACCAGGGGGUCUACCCACCCUUGCCUCCCUCAGACCCAGUGGCCAAGGUGCUCGCAGAGGCCCGCUCCAGGAUCAGCCAAGAGGCAACUGGUGAAAUGGAGUGUGUCCUUGAGCAGGUGGAGCCCGACGCGAACCGUGACAGAAUGGACGCUGACCAGGUGGUGAGAGACAUCGACAAAUUAUUGCAGGACUGCAGAGGAAGUGAGGCCACGGGCACACUCAGGAAGUGACACGAAGGACUGCAACAAAAAGAAGUAUGAAGGUAGAGAGAGGAAUAGAAUGCUGUUCCAAAAACUCUCACACCAAAACUGUCACCAAAACAAAUCAAAAAGGUUAAAUGGCUCUUUUGAUAGGAGCUAUUUUCACUGUAUUUGUUGUUGAAAAGUACUGACACUGGACGGACAAUGGGAGCAUUUAAUAUUUGGCACCAAUUUUGGUGCUAAGAUCCCUACCAUCAAAAAGGAACUGGGUAACAGACAUCUGAAUUCUGCUGAAUUUAUAAACUCUUUUUGUUUUGGAUUCUUAAGCAAAUUGCAGAGGCUUAUGCCUCUGGCACCUCGCAAGCUAUUAUCUAAGUGCCCACCAGCUCAUAAGUGUGUUGUUCAUGGUCUCUCGUGAAAUCCUACAUAUCUAAGUGUGUGUAGGUGGAUUUCUGUUAUGUGUGAUGGCCAUAGAGACUGAAUGGAAAAGGACUAUUUAUGGUCAGACACGACAAUCGAUGUGGAAGCAGAGAAACAAAUUUUAAUCUAUUUGGGACAGUGACAGAUUGAAAUACACAAAACAACCUUAUCUUUUCUGACUUUAAUAUAGGUGUUUAAUGUGUGAUGGAUCCUGUAUCUGAACAUGAAGAGAUUGGUUAAUCAGGGGUGUUCGCAGGUGUUGGUUAUGGACUUGGGGUUGGAGGGCUUAAAUGCUACGCUGAAGGAGAAUUAUUAACAGUGUAACCAUGUUUCACCUGUCAUUUGUAGCCACAUGUGUAAGUUGUGUCUGUCUCACGCCUCUAUUUAAACAUUCAUGUUGCUGGCCAGUGUAGUCGCACGCACCAAUUUUACACAUGUGCACUACACUUUGCACAUACACAUGCUGACACACUCACAUGCACUGAUGCUCCUACACACAUGCAAACACACACAAACACACUUAUGCUUACACACAACUGGCCAUCUGUGUAAUUGUCUUAUACAUGAACAUCAUCAGCUUUCAGUCCCUUGUGUACAGUGAAUUAUCAUGUGCGUGACUAUGCCUUAAGGCAAUCACAAGUUGUAUAAAAAGGGACAUUUUUCCUCAACUGUGAAAAGAUGAUAUCUAUAUGAUUAUAUAGAUGAUUAUAUGUAUGAAUCCAUGUAUAGUGUCCAAAUAUUAACAAAAUAUUUAUACAUUUUAUAAGAAAAAAAGAAAUGAGGAAUCUCAGUAAAAAAGUGUCCUCGAGUUAUGGUCAAAAGCGGGGUAUUAACUCAAAGAACUGCAAAGGACACUGCCAUUGUUUUUCGAAAACAAAUAUCCAAAAAUAUAAACAAACAAGAAAAUGUCCCUUCACAUUAUCACUAUACAUAAUAUCAUUAUAUGUGUAAGUGUAUCCAAUUUAGAUGUGUUUACAUCAAAAAAUUGACAUAUUUUUAUUGAUUUUACUGCAAUUUCUGUGCAUUUGAGCCAAAUUGUUAUGUGUACAAAAGCUAUAUUGUGUAUUUUAUUAAAUUAAUAUAUAGUUGUGUUGCAAUAUACAUGGGCUUAUAUUGUAUUUGGCAAAAGUUGCCUUAGUAGCUGUCGAACUCUGUGAGUUUGCUUUAGUUUGGGUUUUUGUUGGUGUUUUUUUUUCCUCUCUAUUCUGCAUCUUUGCAGGCUGGCUUCAGUGCUUUUGAGAUGUCGCCUCUUUUUACCCUGAGAUCCAGCUGGAUCAAAUACAAUAACUGUUGAAAGCUUAAUGAGCCAGCUGAUCUAGAAUACAAUUCAAACCAACAACAAAAAGCAACAACCACAAGAUAACAGUUUGAAUAUUUUUACUGAGCAGAUUUUUACAGGGCAGCUAUUUUCUUUAACAAUGACUAGUAUGCGUAUCUUGUGUUCAUUAUGUUUUUACUUUCUUUCCAAAAAAGAAACCUGCCAUAUGGAAAGUGGAGUGGUUUCCUUGGUGAUCAUAAAACUGCCUUACUGUCUCUGCGGAGAGCUUAUUGUAUCUGUGGAGCUUGUGACUGCUUAUAAAGCCCUGGUCCACCAGAAUGUGCAUUUUCUAUAAAGGACCAAAAGAGGUUCUUUUUCAGCAGUCUGUGUUGUUUAUGUAUGUACUCCUUCUCUAUACAUGUUAGAAUUCUCAUACUUUGCAGAGAAACUUGACAUCUGAAAUUCUAUCUGAAGUUACUUUGGAUUUGAUGUCUUAGCUGUUUAGGUACACGGUUUAUAUAACCAAGUGUCUUCACAUUCAGGCUUUCUUAAAAAAAGAAUGAUACAGACAUUUAUUUUUGAAAAUUUUGGCACAUUUCGGCCACUCUCUGAAAUAAGAAUGGGAGGUGCUUUUUCUAAUAUUCUCUGACAGUAAAAUAAGCAGAACAGUAGGCUAUUAGACUAGAUGUGUUCUGGAAAAUACUACCACAAUCACCAAAUCUAUGUAAGAUGCAGCCAUGAGAGGGAACAGUGACUUACAUUCAUAUGGCUCCAGGUUGUUUAAUAUAAAAUGUAUCCGAGCUGAGUUGGAAUCUUGACAGCAGAUAUAACGCAUCCUACAGACAUGUCACAUCUGAGUGUUUUGGUAUUUCUGUUCUUGUUUCUUUUUCUUAAUCGAGGUACAUGUUUGGACAUUCUCCUGUCAUUCUGCCAUUCUGCUGUAUCUUUUGCCUGCUUGAUAUCUUUUUUUAUUUCACUAUUCAUUUGCUUACUUUUCUCUUCCUCAGCUGUUUGCUUUCUCGCCUCUGAGGAGCGAAGUAACUGUUAGCUUUUCUCCCCUCUUUCGUCUGUAAAGUAUUUGGUUACGGUUUACCCUUGCUCUUUUCCUGGGAGAUGGCAGAGGCUGUUUUUAGAGAGAGCUUGGAAGAUUUGAUGCAGGUGGAAAAUAUUUAUGGUUAUUUUUAAAUGAUACUUUUUGUCAUCUCUCACAAAUAUCUGGAUAAAUCAAGCAAGCCUGACAUUCACAUCAUACAAACAGCACAAACAGUUAAAAUGCUGUUCAAAGUGCACUCUGCAACUGUGAUCCUAACAAAAAUGCUGUUUUUCACACACCCAGACACACACAAACACACACAAACACCCAGGCACUUCAGCAGCACACUGCCUUUCAUUUAAAUGCGUAGUCCCUUAAAGGUAAAGGGGAGGCUGAAAGAGGGGGCAAAACACUACCCAGACAAAUGUGUCACUUCCACACUUGUCUUCAUGCUUUAUUUUCUUUUUAUCUCAUUGUGCUCAGUCUUCAUGCUGGAUCAAGCAGUUUGUACUAGCAGUGUGUGUGUGUGUGUGUGUGUGUGUGUGUGUGUGUGUGUGCGUGUAUGUGUGUGCAUGUCCUUGAUUCGCUUUCACGCCCUCAUUGUUUGACAAAACAAUUCCUUUCUUCUAAUUUAAUUUAUGUUACCUGUGUACUAUAGAUUUAAUUCCAACUCACAUUAAACCUCUAUUGCUGUGGUCUCUCUUUACUUUGGGCAUUAAUUAAAACAAAGUGCAGAGGUCACCCCAGGAUUCUUUUUCUCAGUUUGGCUGCCACAAACAGUCAGUGUCACAGUUCAGGCACACUUAAAGUGCUGUCCCCUCUAAUGGUGUUGCCCUGGUCUAGCCACUUUAUGUACACUCUCAUACUGUGGGCAGGAAAUGAGCUGGGUCCAGUGGAUGGAAGGUACUCUUUUAAAGCCAUGCCCCCUCUCUCAGGCUAUUUGCUGUCUAAUAGAGCUGAGGCUGCUGCUGCUGAGGUCAACACAGUUGGAGAUUGAGCAUAAUGUAAGGCCUCUCAUUAUUGUCUAAUUAUACACUGUUGGCAUCAUACACUGUUGGCAGUGCAUUAUUCAAAUCUAGAGUGGGUUAUUUUGCCCACUUGAGAUUGUUGGUUUUACCAAGUGAUUAGGACAGGGUCUUGUUGAAUGUGGCUAACCGCCUCUGGUCUCUGACUCACACUGACGCAGGUGCACACAGACUCAAGACAACCACUGCUUCACACACAUAGAGACAACAUGCCAUUUUGGUUAGUUAAAACAAGCACCCAAUGUUUGUCAGUGUCGUCCCCUCACCCCCAAGCCCACACUGAUAGCAUAGGGCUCCACGCUACAAUGGGCAACUGGUGAAAAGACCAGAGACAUUCAUUUGUAUGGAUUAUUUCAACUGCUAUUGUCUAAAAGCUGUGUUCAUUGUGAUCUAUCUGAAAAAAAAAGAUGAAAAGAUCAAAUAAAAAAGCAAUUACUAAUAA